Molecule: messenger RNA, 2341 nt
Organism: Cynocephalus volans (Philippine flying lemur)
Lineage: Eukaryota; Metazoa; Chordata; Mammalia; Dermoptera; Cynocephalidae
Gene: B3GNT2
Product: UDP-GlcNAc:betaGal beta-1,3-N-acetylglucosaminyltransferase 2
Exons: 2
Coding region: 201-1394 (397 amino acids)
Cellular component (GO): Golgi membrane
Molecular function (GO): hexosyltransferase activity; UDP-glycosyltransferase activity
Source: RefSeq, a predicted model, not a curated record
ACAAGUGCGGGGGGCGAGCGGUGCCGGAGCCGUCCCCGCCUCCGACACCGCCGGAACGCCCGUCCCGGGCGCCGCGCAUGGAGCGUGAGCGACGGCGGUCGCCGGGCUGAGCCGCGCGGAGCGGCCGGGAAGUGGAUGCGGCCGCGACCUACCGCCCCCGCCCCGCCGAGCUGGAGCUGCUCCCGGGCAAGAUAUGAGAAAUGAGUGUUGGACGUCGAAGAAUAAAGUUGUUGGGUAUCCUGAUGAUGGCAAACGUCUUCAUUUAUUUGAUCAUGGAAGUCUCCAAAAGCAGUAGCCAAGAAAAAAAUGGAAAGGGGGAAGUAAUAAUACCCAAAGAAAAGUUCUGGAAGACAUCAAGCCCUCCUCAGGCAUACUGGAACAGAGAGCAAGAAAAACUGAACACACGGUACAAUCCCAUUCUGAGCGCAUUGGCCAACCAGACAGGGGAAGUAUACGGGUUUUCCAAUAUAAGCCAUCUGAAUUAUUGUGAACCUGACCUUAGGGUCACGUCGGUUGUUACAGGUUUUAACAAUUUGCCGGACAGGUUUAAAGACUUUCUGCUGUAUUUGAGAUGUCGAAAUUAUUCACUGCUUAUAGAUCAACCAGAUAAGUGUGCAAAGAAACCCUUCUUAUUGCUGGCAAUUAAGUCCCUCACUCCACAUUUCGCCAGAAGGCAAGCAAUCCGGGAGUCCUGGGGCAGAGAAACCAAUGUGGCCAACCAGACAGUGGUGCGAGUCUUCUUGCUGGGCCAGAACCCCCCAGAGGACAACCACCCCGACCUUUCAGACAUGCUGAAGUUUGAGAGUGAGAAACACCAAGACAUUCUUCUCUGGAACUACAGGGACACUUUCUUCAACUUGUCCCUGAAGGAGGUGCUGUUUCUCAGGUGGGUGAGCACUUCCUGCCCAGACACUGAGUUUGUCUUCAAGGGCGAUGACGAUGUUUUUGUGAACACCCAUCAAAUCCUGAAUUACUUGAAUAGCUUAUCCAAGAACAAAGCCAAAGAUCUGUUUAUAGGUGAUGUGAUCCACAAUGCCGGACCCCAUCGGGAUAAGAAACUGAAGUACUACAUCCCGGAAGUUGUUUACUCUGGUGUCUACCCGCCUUAUGCAGGGGGUGGGGGGUUCCUCUACUCGGGUCACCUGGCCCUGAGGCUGUGCAAUGUAACUGACCGGGUCCAUCUCUACCCCAUUGAUGAUGUUUAUACUGGAAUGUGCCUUCAGAAACUUGGCCUCGUUCCAGAGAAACACAAAGGCUUCAGGACAUUUGAUAUCGAGGAGAAAAACAGGAAUAACAUUUGUUCCUAUGUAGACCUGAUGUUGGUUCAUAGCAGAAAACCUCAAGAGAUGAUUGAUAUUUGGUCGCGGUUGCAAAGUGCUCAUUUAAAAUGCUGAAAUAUAUACUAACUGAAUUUUGCGUAGAAAGGCAUAUCUUGAAUAGUUCCCAUGCUGUGUUCUCACGUUAGGGUAAUUUCUAUGUUCAACCAUCAAAACUGCCUUUAGAAGUAGUAUGCAUUUGAGGGCCUCUGAACCUUUCAGUUUGGUACUUUUGUGAAAAAGAAAAGCAGAAGAUGAUCAUUUUUUAUGGAGGAUACUAGCUAACGACCAUUAUUUUCUAAUUUGUCUCCCCUUCUCAUUCAAAAUUAUAAAUUUCUAGAAUUUGACUGUUUUAAGUUGUUGGGUUUUUUUUCUUUUUUGCCUUCCUAUGUGAUAAUAUUUCUACUUCCCCAGUAUAAUGACCAAUUUAUCUGUUAUUCAGGUGUUUAUAAACCUAUCGGCUCUAAAGACUGUUCUACGUGAUUGAGUGGUUUUCGCUGAAAUGGAAUUACAGUUAUUUUCAUGUGAUUUGGAUGAAUUUUUAAAAAAUUGUUCAGAAAAUCGACUUUUGUUGAAAUUUCCUGCCACCCCAACAGUAUUUUUUUAUGUUGAUAUAAUUAAUUUUGCAGAAUGAGAAUCACAGAGUGACACUCAUCCGGUUUGUCUUGUUGUGGUCUUGUGGUCGUAAUAAGGAGCGAGAGAGUAAUGUUUUGCAAUUGGUUUGCUAGGUGGUUUCAUAUUGUUUUCUAGUUUUAGUAUUUGAAAACAAUGAAUAUGAUUCCGUAAUGGCCAACUGAAGAUUGAAUUGCCCCUGACAACCGUAUUGGGUUUGUGAAUUUUCAAUGUGGACCAAGAAAGUGUGAGUAACGUUUGAACCUGAAGUGAAAAGAUUCAAGUUGCAAACCUUUUCAUACGUGAUUUGUCAUUUUAAAAUGCUAGGAUUCUGUUCUUUCUAUAUUUUCACAUAUUGCUUAUACAAAAUUAUUAUUCUUAGCGACGCUUCACUGUCUCAAUGUAGAAGUGCC